Molecule: messenger RNA, 726 nt
Organism: Enterobius vermicularis (human pinworm)
Lineage: Eukaryota; Metazoa; Nematoda; Chromadorea; Rhabditida; Oxyuridae
Source: the annotation of a GenBank genome assembly
GAAGAAGAAGAAGCAGACUGUUCUUCAGCAGUUUCGUUGCUGGGACAUGGCGGAGAAAGUGGAAGUUCUGCUGGUGUAGACAAGGACAGACAAGAUUCUGGUAGCGGUGGUGGUUCAGGGCAUGGUGGUGGUAAUGGACAAUCGGUUGGGGUACAUGGUUCACUAGAUGGUAACGUUGGGCAUGGAGGGCAACUUUCAACUUCUGGCGCAGGACAUUCAGGUGGAGGAGGGGGUGGUGGACAAGGUUCAGAAGGUGCCGGCGGAGGACAUUCUAGAGGUGGCGGAAUUUCGGAACAAUCAGUUUUUGGGCACGGUGGUGGUGGGGGAGGCACGGGGCAUUCGGCUACAGGACAAGGAGGAGGUGAGGCAAUUGUAGGGCAUUCUGGGCAUUCCAAAGGAGGUGGAGGUGGUGGACAAGUGACUGGAGGACAAGCGGCACCUGCUGCAGUAAUUUUUGGCUUUGGCUUACGACAUUUUCUUCGAGGAGGUGAUGGACAAAUGACUGUUGGUGGAGGCGGUAGUGACGGACAUACUGGAGUUGGACAGACUGGUGGAGGACAGACCGGCCUAGGACAUGAUGGCAUAACAGGCGCUGGUGCGGAUGAGCAUCCAUUUUUUUCGUGCGUGCAGGAAGGACUACAACAGCAGCUGAAAGCUGCUGUCAAAUGUGUCGUUGAGCAUAAAAUUAAAAUUACUGCCCAGAAUUUGGCCAUCUACAACAAAUAA